UUUAUACUUAAUUUUUAAGAUUUUAAGAUUUCUACAAGAGAUCUAAUUUUGUAAAUUUAGGAUAUCGUUUUACAUUACUAAAUACUUUGUAGUCAGUAAAAAUUGACUGCAAAUGAAUACAUAAAAAAGAGAACACGUAAAAUACAUGUCUAUUAGUUUUUUCUCACCUCAAUUGCAUAAAACAGCUAAUAAAAGAUGCAACUCGUAGUUAUUGCUUUUUAAACGUCAGUCAAUAUUGAAAAGUAAAUUGAUACUUGCUUGUAUACUGAAUCUCUACAAAACCUCUGUGCGUAAGACGUUUCAACAUAGUUAUAUAAAAAAAACGAAACCAGCCGUGCGUGACGGAUUCUCUUUAUCUAUAUUUCGCAUUAAGUAAUAAAAACUCGCAUGCAACCUUCUUUCUUGUCAGUUUGUCACUCGUAGUGGGUAUGUUACUUGGUUAAAAUUUUUAAACUCACGCAAACACAUCGCUCACAAAGGACAAGAUGGUGUGGUUACCUGGGAAUAAUGAGGCAGUCUGCGCGUCCAACAACUGCAACGCAGCGGCUCUAACUUUUUUAAAUUUUCUAACUUAUUAUCUAAGUUCUUCUUACGACAGUGCAUUCAAUGAUUUAAAUCCUGAUAAUGGGGAUGGCAUGUUCGAUUUCGUUAUCGUUGGCGGUGGUAGUGCAGGCUGUGUAGUGGCUAAUCGGUUAAGCGAAGACCCCAGUUGGAAGGUAUUGCUAUUAGAAGCUGGUGACGAAGAACCCCUUAUAACGGGAGUUCCAGGUCUUCACACUUUAAUGUCUGGAUCGUCUCUUGAUUUUAAUUAUACCUCUCAACCAGAUCCUACAAUGUGCAAUGGCGAGCCGUGCGAUUUGCCACGAGGACGAGUUUUAGGUGGAUCCAGCAACUUUUACAGCUCACAUUUUGUUCGCGGCAAUCGAUGGGACUACGACAAUUGGGAGCUACUUGGUAAUAAAGGCUGGGGUUGGACUAAAACUUUAGAAUACUUUAAAAAGUUAGAGGACUUCAGAAUCCCUAGGGUUUUCGACCAAAAUCCUUCAUUGCAUGGACGUACAGGUUAUCAGAGUAUAUCUGGAGCAGAAAGCUACGAUCCUAAUGCCAGAGUCAUAAUGAAUGGUUGGAAAGAACUUGGAUUGAAAGAAAUUGACUACAAUUCGGGUAACAAUUUUGGAACAUCAAGGAUGCAGUACAGCACUUAUUAUGGUUCUCGUUCAAGUGCUAACAGUGCCUAUCUCAGACCAAUCCGGGCUAAUCGAAAAAAUCUCGUUGUUCGAACCAAUUCUGCAGUUACUAAAAUUAUCAUAGAUCCGCAGACGAAAAAGGCUAUCGGUGUUGAAUACAACACAAAUGGUAUCGCAGAAACUAGAAAAGCAUAUGCCAGUAAGGAAGUAAUUCUUUCAGCAGGUGCUAUUGAUUCUCCAAAACUUUUGAUGCUAUCAGGAAUAGGACCAUCAGAUAACCUUAGAGAAUCAAAAAUCGAAGUCAUUCAGAAUUUACCAGUAGGAAAAAAUCUACACAACCACGUAUCCAUUACUCCGUUGAUGGUGAAGGUGGUUAACAAGACUGUGCCGUUCGGUAUUAAUACUGUCUACAGUGAUCUUCUUCGUUGGUUGACAAACCAUCGGGGUCCUCUAGCCGUUAAUACUUUUAUGGACAAUAUUGCCUUUUUAAAAACCAACUUUGAGAAACGUUUUAACGUUCCAGAUAUUCAAGUUGGUUACAUUAAAGUUAAACGAGACGAUGAGAUAAAUGAAGAUCGUUUUCUCCUUCCGUACUAUGAUGGGUUCCGACUUACAACACUUUUAUUGACUCCCAAGAGUCGUGGUUAUCUUAAACUCAAUAGUUCUGAUCCUUUGGGGCCACCUCUGAUACAUCUGAAUUAUUUUUCCCAUCCAGAUGAUGUACCAACAAUUACUACAGGCGCACGUCUUACUAAACGGCUCACGGAAACCAAAGCAUUCAAGGAUGCAGGUUUUCAGAUUUCUGUAGUACCGACGCCACUCUGUGACCAAUGGAAGUAUGACACCGAUGAAUAUUAUGAGUGUUUAGCUAGAAAAUAUACUGGUUCCAUUGGUCAUUUAGUUGGUACUUGUAAAAUGGGACCUGAAUCAGAUGUGGAAGCGGUUGUUAAUUCAGAAUUGAAAGUAAAAGGUAUCAAAAAUUUGCGAGUCAUUGAUGCUUCUAUUAUGCCUGUUGUAACACGAGGUAAUACCUAUGCACCGACAAUUAUGAUUGGUGAGAAGGGUAGUGACAUGAUUAAAGAAGACUGGAGAAAUGAUGUUACAGUUUUGUAUGAAAAAGAGUUUAAAGUCUAUCAGUCCUAAAAAAGUUUUUUAAUAAUAUGAAAUAUACGUUGUUGAAAAGAUUUACAGUUGUAG
Molecule: messenger RNA, 2384 nt
Organism: Copidosoma floridanum
Lineage: Eukaryota; Metazoa; Arthropoda; Insecta; Hymenoptera; Encyrtidae
Product: glucose dehydrogenase [FAD, quinone]-like
Molecular function (GO): oxidoreductase activity, acting on CH-OH group of donors; flavin adenine dinucleotide binding
Source: RefSeq, a predicted model, not a curated record